Paramacrobiotus metropolitanus is the source of this 3618-nucleotide messenger RNA. Its product is annotated as myosin light chain kinase family member 4-like. Gene Ontology annotation, cellular component: nucleus. The coding region runs from base 1594 to 3246 and encodes 550 amino acids. The record is from RefSeq and is a predicted model, not a curated record. Gene Ontology annotation, molecular function: ATP binding; protein serine/threonine kinase activity. The transcript is spliced from 11 exons. NCBI's taxonomy places the organism in Eukaryota, Metazoa, Tardigrada, Eutardigrada, Parachela, Macrobiotidae. Gene Ontology annotation, biological process: positive regulation of apoptotic process; protein phosphorylation; intracellular signal transduction.
AACCUAAGUGCCAUGGAGCCAUGUUUCUGGGUGGAAAACUCGAAAUUUGUAAAGGUAAUUAUUAAAACUGACGGAACAGUAUAAAUGUUUGCACAAGUUGCAUAGUGCUACUUUAAUCACCCGUCAGUGGCCGGCAAGAUUUUUCACAUCAUUGUUCACAGCCUGCUUAUUUCCUGCCCGCAUGACCUUUCUCGUUUAUAUUUGUUAACUCUCCUUUUCGCUUUUCGAAGGCAAUUUUCUCAACGCGUCACCAGCAUUGUGGCGAAUCUGUUUGUAGAUUUAAUCUAUCUGCGCGUCAUGUAUGGGAUGGACUUUGGAGUAAUCAAUGAUUUAAAAGGGAAUUCUGACGUCUCACGAAAUAAGAAAGUUACGGGACAAGGAAGUAAUGACCUAAUAAGGUAGUAGCGGGAAAAGGAAGAGAUUGCGAAAUAACGAAGUUGCCUCCCAUUUGCGGGACAGACAGGCAGAUGGAUAGACAUACAGCUUUCUACAAGGCAUGUUUAAGCGUGGCACCGCAUCACUAUCAUUUAACUGGUGGCUGACGUCAUAGAGAACGGUCAGUAAUGACGUCAUCGGGGCUCUUUUGGGACAAACAGACACAUGGACAGACAGACACUUUUUCGUUUUCGCUGAAUUAGAGGACCUUCGCUGCGCUCCGGUCGACUAUACUUUGUACUGUAAUUGCGCUUUUCGCUCGACCUGUAGUUGUGAACUGGCACACGAGCGCAGAGCGCUUACGUUAAGAACAUACGCAAUUGGGAUAAUUAGAAGGAUAAUGCUAAUUCGUCAUUCAGUGCAAACACCAACUUGCAGUCUUUCCUGCCGAGAAGGUUGAACAGAAAUGCAGCUAACAGCUAUUUUGAUUCCAAAUUUAGAGCAGAAUUCGCUUACUAAAAACGCCAGCCGGGCGACGUGAGAUCACAUAUAUAUUCUCGUUAUGGACGCGAUAAAUUGGCACAGUAAUAAAAUGGCUACUUUUUUUAAAAACGCAGGAGAAAUGGUUACUUGUAAAAAAUUCUCUAAUAAAAUAAGGCGGAAGUACUUACUGAAAAAAACUUUCUCGAUAGUUGAUAGUGAGCAAACGUGAUGCACAUACUAUUUGUCGUUAUACUGGUAUACAUAGUACCGUUCGUCAACCAAAUGUAUGCUGCUGCGUAAUUGUACGCAGUCGUACUUGGACCGCCGGUUGUUAAAUGGUCCCCUUGACUUUAAAUGUUCUGUUUGCGCAAUAUGUGGUAAUUUUAGUAAAAUGCUGGAUGAUGUGCUUUCUGUGCGGUUUGUGCCGAAAGAGCAGUACGCAGCGUACACAUCGCUAUAUUCACUGCAGUUUAAAUGUUUAAAAUACACAUACUUUCCGGCAACGAUGUAGCGGCAGUUUGUCUUACUUGGCAUGGAGCAGACGCUUCAUGAACAUACAGAUGCUGCUUAGCGAUCGUGUUCAGCCUGACCGUGAUCCUGGCUGAGAAUCAUGUUGGUAUAUUUGUUUAGUUGCGGUGAAGUGCAUAUUCGUUUUUUUCUUGGCGAAUGCGCGAGAUUCUGCAGAUCUGAUGUUAUUCAGUGUGACUUGCAUUUUGUAUAAUUCGCGAUAACACGAUGGACGACGCCAGUGAUGACAUACCGGAAAUACGGACGGAGCUGGUUGACCCUGGCGAAACGGAUGAUAACUGUGAUACGGGCGACGAUUGUAGUACAUCGCUGAGUCUGAUCAGUCCAUGCCCGAGUCCAUGCGGGCGGAACCACAUCCACCGGCAGCAUCGCCCGCAUGUCUACGAUAUCUCGGACGACGAGCUUGACACAGACGACGAUGAGCCACCUUUUGAGCCGCGUGAUGUGCACAUCAUUAAGGACAAGCCCAUUAGCGCCAAUUAUGAUCUCAUGGAAGCGCUCGGAAAAGGAAAGUUUGGAGUGGUGUAUAAAUGUGCCGAGAAAUCCAGCGGACGACAGUUUGCCGCGAAAUUCAUAGAAGUCAAACGGCCUAUUGAACGAAAGGAAGUGGAAGGCGAAAUAAACAUCAUGAAAGAAUUGCAACAUCCACGAUUGCUGCAGCUGUACGAUGCCUAUGAUGAUGGGUAUAAAAUGGCCAUCGUCAUGGAACUAGCCACCGGCGGCGAGCUUUUUAACCGUGUUAUUGACGAUGAAUUCGUCCUGACGGAAAAGAUCUGCACCAUUUUCAUGCGACAGAUCUGUGAAGGCGUGGAAUUUAUGCACAGCAAAAAUAUCAUUCAUUUGGAUAUGAAGCCCGAAAACAUUCUUUGUGUGUCGCCCAAUUCCAACCGUAUUAAGCUAAUCGACUUCGGAUUAGCACGGAAAUUCUCCCCGAAAGACUGCACACAGGUCUUGUUCGGUACACCGGAAUUUGUCGCUCCGGAAGUGAUCAAUUACGAUCGUAUUACACUGUCGACAGACAUGUGGAGUGUUGGUGUGAUAUGUUACAUACUACUGUCUGGUCUUUCUCCGUUUAUGGGUGAUAACGAUAUGGAAACACUAAACAACGUAACUAAUGCCGCUUGGGAUUUCGAUGAUGAAUGUUUUGAUGCGAUCUCGGAGGACGCGAAAGAUUUUAUAACGCGGCUGCUUGUCAAGCGACCGGAAAAACGAAUGACGGCCACUCAGUGUCUGGAACACAGAUGGCUGCAGAUGCACGCUCCACCUGAAGCAGAUGUGGCGGUCAAGGAAGCGUUUAUGGAACGUCGAAAGUCACUGGGAGAAAACGAAAUCUCCAAGAUAAAACUGCGCCAUUUUGUUAUACGUCGAAGAUGGCAGAAAAUCGUCAACACCAUUCGCGCCCUGCGCCGGAUGGGCGUGCAGCGCUGCGCCUCCGCUGACACUGUGGAUGAUCCGCUGGUGGCGCCCAGCCCCACGUACGAACAGAAUAAAACGUCCUUCCAGUUAGCCGACAGUUCGUUGGGCGGGGAAAUCUCCGAUGGGUCGGUGUUCGACGAUGCGCAGUCGGAGAAGUCCCUUUCCCUGGAGCUGGUUCUGGACAAUGUGGAAAUGAGCGAUGCGCUGUCGGAAGUGUCGGAAGAUCCGCUGGAUUCCGACGCAUGCGGCCAUUUGGAAAAGGUCAUGGAUGGUGUGGACAGUGGAAAGAGGAGCGCGGAUGGUGACUAUCUGGAUAACCCCCCGAAUGGAAACCGUCUGGAAAAGGUCAUGGAGGUCGACAGCGGGACGACGAGCGCAGAUUCGGAGGCGGCGUCAUUCAAGGAGCACAAUGGGCAUCAGGUCACUGUACCCGUUGAGGAAUGAUAGCGGUCUAAAGAAAAUGGACUGACGUCCAUUUUUAAUUAUGGCCGAGUGAUUGACUGCAAUAAUGCAAAUUUAUUGUGCUUACUAUUACUCCGCACGCUUAUUUUCAUGUAACGGAGCAAGUUUACUCUGCUUUGGUUCACUUUGCCGCACACGCAAUUCGUUAUAGAUAAUCAGGCAUUAAUUAUUUCUAAUUUGUUUAAUUUCCACGGAGAACAUACGAGAUCGGAGACCAUAUCAGUGUGACAUUAAAACCAUUUCCGCCGCUAGCUUCGAAUAUUCCGGUUGUUGUAACACCGCAGUCAAUUUACUUUUCAAAAGGAUUACCGAUUGCGCACCUUCCGUAAUGCUUUUCCAAUGGACCAUUGCCAA